CAACCGAGGCUGCCGGCCUCUCCGUCCCCGUCCGCAAUAUAACCACCCCCCACCACCGCACACUCCAGUAGUCCAGUGGCGACUCCGCUCCUCCCCACCGCGCGCGCGCGCACAACGCCACCCAACCAUCACCAAUGCCUCCUCCGGCUCGCCUCGUUCCCCUCCUCGUCCUCGUCCUCUUCCAUCUCCCCUUCUCCCUCUCCCGUCACCACCACCGCCACACCCCGUCCGCGUCCCCGUCCCCGUCCCCGUCGCCGGCGUCCUCCGACUCGGCGCCACUCGCCGUCCUCCUGGCCUGCAACGCCACCCGCUUCCAGCCGGCCUGCGUCUCCACGCUCUCCGGCGCGGGGUCCGGCGCCUCCACCCCCGACCUCCUCGGCGCAUCGCUCUCCGCGCUCCGCGCCCGCAUCCCGCCCGCCGUCUCCACGGCCAAGUCCGUCCUCGCCGCCUCCUCCAACGUGAACCUCUCCAACGCCGCCACCAACUGCCUCACCUUCCUCUCCCUCUCCUCCCACCGCCUCUCCCCGUCCCCGUCCCCGUCGCUCCUCUCCGCGUCCACCGCGCUGCUCCACCUCUACGACUGCUGGUCCGCGUACAAGUACGUCAACUUCUCCCGCACCAUCUCCGACGCCAUGGCCUACCUCGACGACACCAUCGCCGUCAACAGCAACUACAUCUCCAUGCUCGCCGCGCGGCAGCGCUACGGCGACGAGACCUCCCUCUGGCGCCCGCCGCAGACGGAGCGCGACGGUUACUGGCCGCCCGCCGCGGCCGCCGCCACCACCGCCGAUGCCGACGUGGACGCGCUCGGCGUGCCCAGGGGCCUGCCGCCGAACGCGACGGUGUGCGCCGCGGGGUGCGACUACAAGACGGUGCGGGAGGCGGUGGCGGCGGCGCCGGACUACGGCGAUGGGUGGUUCGUGGUGCGCGUGAAGGAGGGGGUGUACAAGGAGACGGUGAGCGUGCCGUGGGAGAAGACGAACGUGGUGCUGGUGGGCGACGGCAUGGGCAAGACGGUGAUCACCGGGGACCUCAACGCCGACACGCCCGGCGUGUCCACCUUCAACACCGCCACCGUAGGCGUUCUGGCUGACGGGUUCAUGGCGCGCGACCUGACGAUCUCCAACACGGCGGGUCCGGACGCGCACCAGGCGGUGGCGUUCCGCUCCACGGGCGACCGCACGGUGCUUGACACCGUGGAGCUGCUGGGCCACCAGGACACGCUGUACGCGCACGCCAUGCGCCACUUGUACACCCGGUGCCGCGUCUCCGGCACCGUCGACUUCGUCUUCGGCAACUCCGCGGCCGUGCUCCACGACACGGCCCUCGUGGUCCUGCCCCGGCAGCUGCGGCCGGAGAAGGGCGAGAACGACGCCGUCACGGCGCAGGGCCGCACCGACCCGGCGCAGCCCACGGGGAUUGUGCUCAGCCGCUGCGCCGUCAACGGCAGCGACGAGUACAUGGCGCUCUACCGCCAGAAACCCGACGUCCACCGCGUCUACCUGGGCCGGCCAUGGAAGGAGUACUCCCGGACGGUGUACCUCGGGUGCACGCUCGCGGAGAUCGUGCAGCCGCAGGGGUGGAUGGCGUGGAACGGGGACUUCGCGCUCCGGACGCUCUAUUACGGCGAGUUCGACAGCGCCGGGCCCGGCGGCGCGGCGAGCCGGAGGGUGGCGUGGAGCAGCCAGGUGCCCAGGGAACACGUCGACGCGUACAGCGUCGACAACUUCAUCCAGGGGCACGAGUGGAUACCCAAAGCGUAGCUACACUCUUCAUGUAGAGAAAGAGAAUGUAUGUAUGGUGAACGUGCAACCGUGCCGAACAAUUGACAUGGUGGCCCUGGCGUUGCGUAUUGCAGAGUUAUGGGGAUGGAGCGAAAGAACACCAAUAAACCUGUGGCUAUCAAACGAUAGAUGGUGGACGAGAACCCGGCAAGAGUGGCCUGGCAGAAAUGGCAGGGUGAAGUGGUGGCGUGGCAGGGCAGGAAAAUGACAGGCAGAUGAUGAGCUCGGCGUGCGGUUUCCGCAAUUAGCAGGUCCUGGCAAACAACAUUAUCGCCUAGCCCUAGCCACUCGUCGUGGUCCAUCACUGAUUCACUGCAACACUGCCUGCCUGCCUUUGCAGCUG
Molecule: messenger RNA, 2127 nt
Organism: Setaria italica (foxtail millet)
Lineage: Eukaryota; Viridiplantae; Streptophyta; Magnoliopsida; Poales; Poaceae
Product: probable pectinesterase/pectinesterase inhibitor 51
Exons: 2
Coding region: 135-1763 (542 amino acids)
Biological process (GO): cell wall modification
Molecular function (GO): pectinesterase inhibitor activity; pectinesterase activity
Source: RefSeq, a predicted model, not a curated record